GUUCAGGAAGCUCCUGGAAGGGCGCCAUGGGUACAAAAGGCAGCCGGGCAGGCAGCAGAGGCAGUGCUCAGCUGAGCAAGGCAAGGGCAGUGUGUGCGGCAGGAGCAGAGCCAUGGCACGCUACUCCCGGGGCCUGGUGCGGCUGCUCCCUGUGCGGCAGUGGCCAUCGCAAGGCUGGUGGCCCACGUGUGUCUGCAGCAGCGAGGGGAUGAGCAGCCUCCUGCAGCCAUCGCCAGCCAGCAUCUUUGACCAGAUGGCGAGUGACCUGCAGCAGCAGGUGGAGGCGAUGGACAGGCUGAGCCGUGCCGUCUUGCAGGCCCAGCCGCUCCUGUGGUUGGAGCCUGCGGGCCAAGGGGAGCUGAGGCAGGAUGGAGCAGCCCAGGCUGGGGCCACAGAGCAGGAGCCAGAGUCUGGGGGUCAGCAGCGCAAGAAGUUCGAGCUGCGUGUGGAUGUGGCCGGCUUCGCACCAGAGGAGCUGACAGUGAGGCAGGAGGGCAGGAGGGUGAUGGUAACGGGGAGGCGUGAGAAGAAGAGCGCUGGAGAGGAUGGAGGCAGCUUGCAGGAGUACCGGGAGCUGCGCAGGGAAAUGCGGCUGCCCGCAGGCCUGGAUCUGGAGGCUGUGACCUGCUCCCUGUGCUCGGAUGGACAGCUCUGCAUCCAGGCCCCACGCCUGGCCCUGCAGCCCGCAGAGGGGAAAGCCAUUCCCAUCAGCGUCCAGGCGGGAGAGGGAGCCACACAAGGAGACACUGCUGCCAGGGAGGAGAAGGAGCUGGGCAGGCAGGUGGGGAGUGGCAGCCAGGAGACCUGACCCAGCCAGAGGGGGUGACAAUGAGCCACUGCCCUGGCCCAGAGACUGCAGCCAUUUCUGGGGUGUAUCCCUGCCCAAACCCUGUGAUCCCAUCCGAGUACAUCAUGCCUAGGAGUCCCUCCUGCAGCAGUGACCUAUUGAGUCUUUCCCAUGUUGGACUCUGGACCAAACUCUUGUACCUGUGCCCAACCUGAAGAGAAAUGGGGCUUUUGGUUUCAAUAUUUCUUGUUUCUGGACAUUUAUCUUGGCCAGGUGACAGUGAUCUUCCUGAAUGUCAUGUUUGUGUGUCAUUGGUGGAAAUAAACCCAUCUUUCCCACAUUAUAGUUUGCAGUGGA
Messenger RNA from Gavialis gangeticus (Gharial), 1144 nucleotides. RefSeq names its product heat shock protein 30D-like. The record is from RefSeq and is a predicted model, not a curated record. Lineage: Eukaryota; Metazoa; Chordata; Crocodylia; Gavialidae. Gene Ontology annotation, molecular function: protein folding chaperone. Gene Ontology annotation, biological process: protein refolding; response to heat. The transcript has a single exon. The coding region runs from base 113 to 808 and encodes 231 amino acids.